Messenger RNA from Branchiostoma floridae (Florida lancelet), 3331 nucleotides. Its product is annotated as septin-5-like. NCBI's taxonomy places the organism in Eukaryota, Metazoa, Chordata, Leptocardii, Amphioxiformes, Branchiostomatidae. The transcript has 15 exons. The coding region runs from base 289 to 1506 and encodes 405 amino acids. The record is from RefSeq and is a predicted model, not a curated record. Gene Ontology annotation, cellular component: septin complex; cell division site; synaptic vesicle. Gene Ontology annotation, molecular function: GTP binding; molecular adaptor activity; GTPase activity. Gene Ontology annotation, biological process: regulation of exocytosis; cytoskeleton-dependent cytokinesis.
GUCAGUGUGUUGGUGUACACUUCAAAGCAUUGCGUCCAUUCUUCUCUCGGACCGUCCAGGCUACGGAACGCUUUGGCUGCACAGUGCUAGCGGGUGGACUUUGCACCGGCGUCGCUUGUUGUAUGUUUCACCAUCGUUUACAGCGUUUUUACAACGUUUAGCCCAGCGGUUUGUUGGGAGAUCGAGCUGUCAACUCAAUUUCCAUCCGGGACACCGCACCGAAAUCUACACACAACGGUCGGCCCUUUUAAAUCCCCCGUGGACUCUAAACCACAACAACGACCCAAGAUGAGCUCGCGGCUACGUAAUCCUUUCCGUAGCGCUCAGGAACGCAUACCCGAUCCUGAUGCAGCGAUGGCGCAUCUUCGCUCUGCACCGCCCAAAAAAGAGGAUGAGCAGACCGGACAGCUGAUAGGGUUUGCUACCCUGCCUGACCAGGUGCACCGCAAGUCCAUCAAGAAAGGAUUCGAAUUCACGCUUAUUGUUGUAGGUGAGACAGGUUUGGGGAAGUCCACCUUGAUCAACAGCCUGUUUCUGACAGACCUGUACAAGGAUAAGGUGGUACCUACAGCUGAAGAGAGAAUAAGCAAGACGGUAGAGAUAAAGAAGUCGACAGUAGAGAUAGAGGAGAAGGGAGUGAAGUUAAAACUGAACGUCAUCGACACGCCUGGGUUUGGGGACUCUCUAGACUGUUCUGACUGCUGGAAGCAGGUGGCAGACUUCAUCGAGGCCCAGUUUGAGCAGUACUUCCGUGACGAGAGUGGCCUGAACCGUAAGAACAUCACAGACAACAGGGUCCACUGCUGCUUGUACUUCAUACCUCCAUAUGGCCACGGGUUGAGACCAUUAGAUAGAGAGUUCAUGAAGCGGCUUCAGGACAAGGUCAACAUCGUUCCUGUCAUUGCCAAGGCCGACACCCUCACCCCAGCAGAGGUUAAAAAGCUCAAGGCAAAGAUUAACGAGGAGAUUGAGAAGUGUGAGAUAAAGAUUUACCAGUUCCCAGACUGUGAUUCAGACGAGGACGAGGAGUUCAAACAGCAGGACAAUGCUCUCAAGUGGGAGCUCAGGGAUGAGGCGUGCAUUCCAUUUGCAGUGAUUGGCAGUAACACAGUGAUCGAAGUGAAGGGCAGACGGGUGAGGGGGCGGGUGUACCCCUGGGGCGUGGUGGAAGUUGAAAAUCAGGAUCACUGUGACUUCGUCAAGCUGAGAAACAUGCUUGUAAGAACCCACAUGCAGGACCUGAAGGAUGUGACCAGAGAUGUUCACUAUGAGAACUACAGAGCGCAGACACUGCAGAGAAUGAACAAGGCUGUGUUCCAGAGAAAUAAACUGAAGCGAGACUCCAGCCCAGACUUUGCCAAUGUGCAGGAGACAGACCGGAUCAUACAGGAGAAGGAUGAGGAGCUGCGGCGUAUGCAGGAGAUGUUGGCACGUAUGGAACAGCAGCUCGAGGAACAGAAACGCCAGUCGACGCAGACCACUCCCAAACACCAGCUGGUCAUCUAAGCACUUACCAACAUCCGGUUUCUAUCAGCUAAGGUGGAACAUCAUGCAGGAAGAAGUAAUAACGCAUUAACCUCAGUCAAAAACCAAGCUUCCAUCAUGUUUCCCGAGCGACAAACUACCAUCACUGCCCCUCCCCCUAGCGUGGAACUAGUUAAGAAAGUCUGGUUGGAGAGUGGAAAGGAAAAAACAUUAUUUCUCUAGGAGACAGUGUUCAUUUCACGCAGCAUAACCACAUAACCAUUGUGUGAUGCCUUGUGAAUGUAGCAUUCUUAUGAAGCUUAAUAUAUUGUAACAUGUCCUUCAGGCCUAUAGGCUGUUAUAUAGAGUAUACGUAUAGUACCAUCUUGUAGUAACCCUUGUACUAGAGUUCACUCUUAGAAAUUAGGAUUCCGCAUACUGUGUUCCCUUCCUUUUUUACUAACAGUCUGAGACUGAAGAUUUGUGAGAAGGUUUGAGGGUAGUGCAAGUGUCUAUCUCUUCUGAACUGUGGCCAAGUUGUAAAUACUCGUAUAAUACUAAAGGUGGGGCAUGGUGUUCAGAAGAAGUCCAACCUAUUAUAGACUGUCACGCUUUACAUUACUUUAGUGUAUGCUUAAUAAUGACUGUAGUGGAAGGAUACAAUGUGGAACAAUAUGCCAUAAGAAAUAGUAUCGUUGCUUGAUGAUACCUCUAUAAAAUGCACAACUGAAGUGUCAAAAAUACAAGACUGGUAUACAUAACAAUAGGAUGUUGAAAAUAGAUGUUUUUACACUGCACAAUGAAUUAUGUACUAAUACUAGUGAAUAUGCCUCCAUGGGUGCUUCCAAGCAAGGAAAAUAAUACAAGUAGUGGCAGGCAGUGCUUUUAGAUCAAAGAAAUCUUGCUUUGUGUACAAUCAGGUAACUGAAAAACAGAACUCUUUGUACUAAACCAGGUAUCGUAUUGAACCAGCGUUUCGGUGAUCGUCUGUCACCUUACUCAGGGCAAUUCUGACUGGUUCCCAUAUUGUACUGCAGCAUAGAUGGCGCUGCUUACAGAUGUGGUCCCAAACACAUAGUGAGCAACAACACCUACAUGUAUACUGCAGUGCAAUGUGAACCAGUCAGAAUUGCCCUGAGGUAUAGGAGACAGGCGGUCACUGAAAGGUUGGUUGAAUAAAACACUUGGUUUUGUACAAAGAAGCUUCUUAUUCAUUGACUUACCAACCUGAUGCCACUGUUCACACGUACUAUCAGGUCUUAAAUGAUGCCAUCUAAGUGUAACUCGCACAACUUUUAUUCCCAAAAUUUCAACAGGACUUGUUGGUUGGAUUAUGCCAUAGGGAGUAGGCACAUUUUACAAAACCAAACUAGUGGAAUGAUCUUGAUUUACAAAGACUAGAAUACCGCCUCAGGCUAAAUAUAUCCACUUGGAGUUCAUUUAUGUGAAAGCAUUGUACCUUGAAUCUUUACUGUUGUGAUGCUGUUUUAUUAUUUCUUUUUGGUUGCAAAUAUUAUGUGGUUGUUUUUGUCCAAAAAAUUGUGGAUUUUAGUCUAAGACUAGUAAUGCUAAUAGCAGUGCCAAUGUUGGUGUAGAAUUGAUAAGUGUUUUUACUAUCAGUUUUUUUAAAACUCUUACGAUCAUUAAUGGUGCUUAUUUUUGCAUUUGUUUCAUGUUUUCUGGUAUAUAUUAUAUAUAUAUAUUAUCUAUUUAUUGUAUUGAUAAUCAUUUUGAACUUGUGUAAAAAAAGUUCAGAGAAGAGUUUAUUUCCUCAAUUGUGAGUGCAAGCUAUGUGGAGUCUAUGUUUUAUAUGUAAUGUUAUGUUGGUCUGACAGUUUUGACUUGUUGAAUAAAAAUGUACUUGAAA